CUGCACAGUCAUACAGUGUGCCAAAUAAAGCUUUUACUACCAAUGCCUCAGCUGACAAAGGUGGAUGUAAGAGACGUGAGUGGGUACAUAAAAGGGGAAAGAGAAGGAAAGAAGGGAGAGGAAGAUGAUGAUGAGAUGGUAGAUGGUAUGGUUGAGCAGGAAUUGAGCUGGAAGAAUCUGCAGUGGGGACACUGUCCCAGAUGGCUUCGAUGUCUGGCUCCAGUAGUAGCACUGUGGUUGGUUAUUCAGGAAGAGAUGCACCUUCUCGAAUUUGGAGACUGGCUGCUUCUGGCUGGGAUGCUGUGGACAGGCUUUAUCUUCUGUGUUUCACUACUAAAGUUCCUUUACCAAUACAGAAGGCGGUAUAAGCAGAAUACUGUCUCUGAGAAGAGUGAAAUUGUUGGGGAAAGGACUGGUCAACCUUGUCAGGCAUGUCUCAUCAGUCAGCAAGAUGCAGGACAUCUGCUAUCUGUGGUGAGGGCUCUACUGGAUGGCUUGGUGGUUUCCCUUCUCCAGGAACAAGUGUCAGAUCCAAGGGUUUCCCAGAUACAAGUCCUCCUCACUAAGCUGGAAGCAAUGUCUCAAUUAACAACACUGGCAGUAAACAAUCGUGUCUCUACUGAAGAUCGACUGCUGCAGGCCAAUGAUGCGGAAGAAAAAGUGAUCAAGACUAGAGUAGAAGACAGAAUGAAACAUAUUUGCACUUACCUGCAAGAGAGGGUGAGGGCCCUGCGCUUUCUCCUUCAGACCCAGGAUCAGUAUGGUGUAUGCAUAGCUAAUGUUCAGCAGGAGUUGCAAGAGUACUGGGAGCUGCUAGAAGAUCUGCAUACUAAAGUGACCCUGCAGCCGAAAAAGUGCCAGAGCCCUGAGGAUUUGCACACUGUUCUCACUGACACUGAGGGCUUAUACACAAAGCUGGGUCUGUUUCACAGUAGGAUUCAUGAGUGUCAGGUGCACCUGAGCACAAGUGCACAUCAUCUUAAGCAGGAGCUGGAAAAUAGGCAGCAGGCUCUGGCUCAGACUAUGGGCCUAACACUGGAGUCUACUUGGACCAGAGACCUUCUGCAGUGUAACACCCACCAGUGUGUUUCAGAGGAACUUCAUGUAGCAAGACAAUGACCCAAAACACACUGCCAACACAACAAAUGACUUCAUCAGGAGGAAAACUUGGAAGAUUUUAGACUGGCCAAGUCAAUUACCAGACCUUAACCCAAAUGAACAUGCAUUUCACCUCUUGAAGAGGAGACUGAAGGGAGAAACCCCUCAAAAGAAACAACUGAAAGAAGCUGCUGUACAAAUCUGAAAAAGCAUCACAAAAGAAGAAUGCAACAGUUUUGUGAUGUCAGUUGGUCACCACUUUAAAGCAUUUAUUGCAAGCAAUGGCUAUGCAACCAAAUAUUGUGUUAUUUACUUUACUUUAAGGCUAUCUGUUCCUAUAUUUCUGCUCACCUAAAAAUCGGACGGUCUGUCACCAAUGGUGCCAUGCAAGUUGUUUAACAUGUGUAGAUGCAAAUAUCAGGAAAUGACAGCUGAAAUUCUGAUCUAUUGUCUCAUUCAUCUUUGAUCUCAAACCCAAAUGUCUUCAAUGUAUUGCAAAAGCAAAUAAUUCACCUUGCUGUUACAAUACUUUUGGAGCAUUUUGUAUAUUACAGUGCAGUAAUCCAUGCAAAUUAUAUGACUUGAAAUCGAUCAAGUCAAGGUUUCCAUUACUUCCAUUACUCUGGUUUCCCCACACAGUCCAAAGACAUGCAGGUUAGGUUAACUGGUGACUCUAAAUUGACCGUAGGUGUGAAUGUGAGUGUGAAUGGUUGUCUGUGUCAGCCCUGUGAUGACCUGGCAACUUGUCCAGGGUGUACCCCGCCUUUCGCCCAUAGUCUUAUCUGUAACAUACUCAGGAGUAUAAUGGUGACACGGUGGUGUAGUGGUUAGCAUGGUCACCUCACAGCAAGAGGGUUCGAGCCCAGCGGCCGGCGAGGGCCUUUCUGUGUGGAGUUUGCAUGUUCUCCCCGUGUCUGCGUGGGUUUCCUCCAGGUGCUCCGAUUUCCCCCACAAUCCAGAGACAUGCAGUUAGGUUGACGUGGGGCGGCCUUGGGCUGAGGUGCCCUUGAGCAAGGUACCUGACCCCUGACUGCUCCCCGGGCACUUUGGUGUGGCUGCCCACUGCUCUGAGUGUGUGCAUGUGUUCACUGCUUCAGAUGGGUUAAAUACAGAGGAUGAAUUUCACUGUGCUUGAAGUGUGCAUGUGACGAAUAAAGGUUUAAAGAAAAAAAGGAGCAUAAGUAGGAUAUGACAGUUCUACUAAAAUGAUGGCAUUUUCAUGAAUAUCAAUUUUCUCGUGCAAAUAUGCUUCACAAAUAAAUCUGUUCAUGUCCAAAUUCACAAAUGUGUCUAUGCUGUACAGGUGCAUUUUUCGAUGCCCCAGUAUUUUGGGCUAGUUUCAGGUCCUUUGUAUGGUUUUUGAGAUGUAAUAGGGCUAGAAAGUUUUAUGCUGAAACAUGUAAAGGUUAAUGAUAUAAUCCUGAACACAGCUGUGACUAAUUCAUGGCACUGUUGAGGGUGGUUUUGAGAAGGUCUAGUUCUGAGUUUGCUUUUAAGGUACAGUGUCCUUUGACUCCUUUGUUGUUGUCCAAGGAGUGCUCCUCUAUGUUAAAAUGAAUGUAUCCAGGCUCCCCUGCACUGAUUCUGUGCUUUCAGAAGCUUUUAAGGCAUGUUUAAAGAUCUGCAGUGAUCUGCCAAUCUGUUAGUUGAGGGAUGGUAUGGUGCAACUGAUGUGCUUCGGAGCAUUCAACUUGAGCAUAUUAAACACCUCAGAGCAAAAUCGAGGGCCAUUGUCACUAACAAGGAUUUGCUGAACCCCAUGACAACUGAAAAGGCCCCUCAAGGCUUACAUGUUUUUUUCAACAAUUGUUUUGACCAUGAAGAAUACCUCUGGCUACAUGCAGUGAGCAUCUAUGCCUACUAGCUACAUGCAACCAUCCUACAUGCCAGCAAAAUUAAUGUGUAUCUUUUCCCAUGUCUAGUUGGCCAUAUCCAUGGGUGAAGGUAAUGCUCUACAUGGUACGAUUUGUAUCCAGUGGCAAUGCCCACCUAUCAGAUAUUACUAUAUGCACAGUUGGCUUCAACUGAGACACUUGACCAAGGAUAGAGCUAAGGAGUUGAGAAUGAAGGGUCUCAAUCAAGGACCCAACAAUGGCAGCUUGGUAGUGAAACAACCAUAAUAGCUGAUCUUGCCAUGAAAAAAGCAUACCUCACAUUGGUCUGUAUGGUGACUCAUCACUGCAGACCAGGUCAGAGGUCAACUGAGGAAGCUUCACCCCAGGAAAGCAGCAGGCCCGGACAAGGUGUGUCCCCAACUACUGAAGACCUGUGCUGCUGAACUGGGUGAACCACUCCAACAUAUCUUCAACCUCAGCCUGCAGCUGGGGAGAGUGCCCACCCUCUGGAAGACACCAUGCAUCGUUCCAGUUCCCAAGAAGAACCCGCACAGAGAGCUGAACGACUUCACAUCUGAUGAAGACAUUGGAGCGGCUCUUCCUCAGCCUCCUCAGACCCCAGGUGCAACAUGCCCAGGACUGUCUGCAGUUUGCAUACCGGGCAGGUGUUGGUGUGGAAGACGCUAUCCUCUACCUGCUAUACUGAGCCCACUCGCAUCUGGAUAAGGGAAAUGGCACAGUGAGGAUCCUCUUCUUGGACUUCUCGAGUGCCUAUAACACCAUCCAGCCCCUUAUGCUUCAGGACAAACUGAACAGGAUGUGAGUGGACCCCUGCCUGGUCACCUGGAUCUCCAGCUACCUCAAUGACAGGCCAUAGUCAAGUCAUCUUUAUUGUCAAAUAUGCUAUACAUGCUCGACAUACAGCACAGACGAAAUAUCAGUGCUGUACACACACACACACACACACACACAAAUUGGUUCAAAUAACCAAACAGUCAAGGGCACUUGAGGUAUAGCAGGUAAACAUGAAACAUAGUACGUCAGGCUGAAGGACAUCACAUCUGACACUGUGAUUAGCAGCACCGGAGCACCCCAGGGCACGGUGCUGGCCCCUCUUCUCUUCAUCCUGUACACUGUGGACUUCUGCUACAACUCGGAGCUGUGUCACAUUCAGAAGUUCGCUGAUGAGACAGCCAUAGUGGGGUGUAUCAGGGACGACAGAGAGGAGGAGUAUAGAAGUCUGGUGAGGGACUUUAUUUGGUGCAACAGGAACCAUCUGCAGCUCAACACCUCGAAGACCAAGGAGCUGGUCAUUGACUUUGGGAGGUCCAGACCAAGCUCACGACCAGUUCUGAUCGAGGUAGUCGAGGCGGAGGCUAUGGAUUCCUACAAGUACCUUGGACUGUGGCUGGACAGCAAACUGGACUGGACUUGCAACACCAAUCACCUGUACAGGAAGGUACAGAGCAGGCUGUACUUCCUGAGGAGGCUGCGGUCCUUUAACAUCUGCAGAAAACUCCUGUGGAUGUUCUAUCAGUCCGUGGUGUGCUGGGGGGCAGCACAUCCAGGCUGGACAAACUGAUCAGGCGGGCCGGCUCUGUGGUCUGCAUGAAGCUGAACUCUCUGGUGAAGGUGGCAGAAAAGAGGACUAUGGACAAACUACUGAACAUCAUGGACGAAGCCAGUCACCCUCUGCACACCAUCAUCAGCAACCAGAGGAGUCUGUUCAGUGACAGAAUGCUCCUUCCCAAGUGCAGGACUAACAGACUUAAAAACUCCUUUGUCCCUCACGCCAUCAGACUGUACAACUCCUCUCUGGGGGGAGGAAGGGUAACAGGAGGACAGAGGAUGGGAAGGAGCAGUAGCCUAGCCUGACAAAAAGCAAUACUGGACAAUGUGCAAUAUAAAUGUGCAAUACCUCUCCUGCUGAACUUUUUUCAUAUCUUAUUUUUUAUGUUGGUAUAUGUAAAUACUUAAUUUAUCUUGAAGUUUUCUCUAUUUUCUAUUCUCUGUUUAUCCUGUAAUAAUGAUGCUGGGAUUUUAAUUUCCCUGAAGGAACCCUCCCAAAGGGAUCAAUAAAGUUCUAUCUAAUCUAAUCUAAUCUAAUCUAAUCUAAUCUAAUCUAAUCUAAUCUAAUCUACAAUUGCUCAUCUUCUCUGCAGACUUUUGCAGCCCAUUAGUGUAAAUGGAG
Messenger RNA from Neoarius graeffei (lesser salmon catfish), 5124 nucleotides. RefSeq lists its product as uncharacterized. The transcript is spliced from 9 exons. NCBI's taxonomy places the organism in Eukaryota, Metazoa, Chordata, Actinopteri, Siluriformes, Ariidae. The record is from RefSeq and is a predicted model, not a curated record. Gene Ontology annotation, molecular function: nucleic acid binding. Bases 43 to 1119 code for a protein of 358 amino acids.